Messenger RNA from Ipomoea triloba (trilobed morning glory), 4020 nucleotides. Its product is annotated as formin-like protein 5. Lineage: Eukaryota; Viridiplantae; Streptophyta; Magnoliopsida; Solanales; Convolvulaceae. The record is from RefSeq and is a predicted model, not a curated record. Bases 615 to 3836 code for a protein of 1073 amino acids. Gene Ontology annotation, molecular function: actin filament binding. The transcript is spliced from 6 exons. Gene Ontology annotation, biological process: actin cytoskeleton organization; actin nucleation.
AAAAAAAGGGAAAAAGAGACGAAGAAACCAAAAAGCAAAUAACGAUUGUUAUGUCCUUCCAGCUUUCAUCCCAUGUAAAAAACUGGCAUGCUUGGCGGUCACCAUCCCACGCCACCCUAUUCCCUGAAUAUUCAAAGUUUGUGCAUUUGGAGCUUCUUUUGCUCGAUCCCAGAAUGCGCAAAAACCUUCAAGAUUAGGGAUUUGGAGAAAAGGAAAAAUCUUUGUGGGUUCGUGGGUUGGCUGUUUCCUGAGGAUCCAAUUUCUAGGAACUAUUCCCAUUCUGAUGCUACGAGCUUGGUAUUGCAUUUCUUGAUUUUAAUCCCAAAUUUUGGCUUUUCUGGGGGGAGAAGGCAAAAAAAAGAAAACAAUUGUGGAGGAGGGUGGCCCCUAAAAUUGAUUUUUGGAUGAAUUUUAGAUGUGGGUCACUAGAAUUCUUGGCAGAAAUUCUAUGAAUGUGACACUUGAAGUGCUGUGCAUUGGGGAAUGUCUGGCAUUGAUGAUUGUUGCUUCAAAGACUUCAGCUUUGGGCUAUUUUGAGCAAGGGGGACGGUUUUUAGGUUCUAGUAAUGAUAUGAAAAGUGUUGAAUGGGUUUUGGGUGCUGAUUUAAGAACAAAUGUAUGUCAAGGGAGUGCUUGUGUAUAUUGUGUAUGUGUUUAUGAUUGUCACUUUAGGAUCAGCAAGCCAGGAGAAGGAGAACAUGUCAGAAGAGGCCAAACAGGAUUUACUUGCCAGUCUAAUAAACUCUGGGGAGAUUAAUCAAGAUAAGGCUGAGCUAGUAUGGCUAAACUGUAGGAUAGAGUUGAUAGAUGCCAUGGCAACAGUUCAAGAUCUCGAGUUUUACAUCCAAGAGAACAAAGGGAACAAUGGAAUCGUUUCCAAAGGUAGGUCAAGAACCAAAGACGAUAAGCAGAAAUUUAUAGAUUUCUUGCACCCGCUGGUUAAACAAACCCUUGAGGAUUGUUUAUCGAAGAAAAAUCUGAUGUUUCUUGUGUCUGGAAAGGGAAAGGGUUCAAAAGCUUGGUAUACCAGGUUUAUGGACAGUUUGUUUGCUAGGCACAGCGUGGCUAAACAGUCUGAAUUGAUUCAGCGGUUUGUAGAGUCCCCUUUUCCAUACCACAAAGUGGCAUCACGCAGUCCAGGACAUCCAAGGCCUAAAGCGUUUAAAUCUGAACUGCAUGAUGAUCCUGAUCAGUCAAGCUUAAAGCCUGGGGCUCGUGUGCUUUCUCAAGCGUCGGAUGCAGCAUCAAUCGAAGCUAAACACACGCAGACACUGAUUAUCGCUGUUACUGUGACUGCUGCAGUCACGAGUAUUGUAGUUUCCCUGUUUUUUAUAUGUUAUUUGAAGGUUUUCUCCAAUGGACCGGGGCUGGGACCAAACGAUGAGAAGCCUCUUUUGAGCCUAAGCAGAAAUGACUUCCCUGCUUCAGCUUCACAGAAGGUGCCGCCUUAUGGGAAUUCAUUAAGCAACAGAAAUCAUUCUGUUUCUAAGAACUCGGGUGAAAACAUGGGCGAAAAUUUGUCCAUGGACCCACAGGCUGAUGAAAGUAACUCCAAAUUAGAAGGUCCUGUAGGAAGUAUUUCUAGUGUUUGUGCCAACUCUGUAGAGGACUCUGCACAAGUGGCGCCUGGUUUAGGCACAGUUGGAUUGCCCUCGCUAAAGCCUGGUUUAGGCAAAGCUGGAUUGCCCUCGCUAAAGCAUGGUUUAAGCAAAGUUGGAUUGCCCUCGCUAAAGCCUCGUUUAAGCACAGUUGGAUUGGGCUCGCUAAAGCCUCCCCCAGGUAGGGUAGUUCCUGAAGAACCUCCUCCGGGAGUCCCUCCUCCUGAUGAAGCUGCUGCUCCUUCACCGCCAUCACCUCCUCCCGAGGAAGCAGCUGCUGCACUGCCACCUCUGGAAGAGGAAGCAGCAGCUCCUUCACCGCCACCUCUGGAAGAGGAAGCUAAACCUUUACCGCCACCUCCUCCAGACGAAGCUGUACCGCUUCCACUAAAGCCUCCACCUGGUAGGGUAGCUCCUGCAGUACCCCCUCCACUAGUCCUUCCACUAAAGCCGCCCCCUGGUAGGGUAAUUCCUGCAGUACCACCCCCUUCAGCACUCGCUCCUGAUGGAAUUCGUCCACCAUCUCUGCCUCCUCUACAAAUUGGUGGUCCUCCCCCACCAUCACCCCCAGCCCGAGGUAAUGGCCCUCCUCUCCCACCACCUCCAGGGUGUGGCUUUGGCCCUCCACCGUCUCCAGGCAGUGGCUCAUAUCCACUGCCAUCUCCAGGCAGUGCCCCACAUCCACCGCCAUCUCCAGGCAGUGGCUCAUUCCCACCAUCUGGUGCUGGCCCAUCACUGUUGCGAGCCCCCAGUGCUGGCCCACCACCACCGCCACCUCCCGGCGGCGGUGCUGACCCAUCACUGAUGCGAGCCCCUAGUGGUGGCCCACCACCACCGCUACCUCCCGGACUGAUGCGAGUCCCAAGCGCUGGCGGACCACCACCUCCACCAGGCGGUCUUGCUUCACCACGUCCACCUCCACCGGGUAUGAAGCUGCCUCGGCCUCCAUCUGUUGGAGCGUCUCGUCCAGCGGGCCCAACGGGUCCACCUAAAACUAAACUAAAGCCAUUCUUCUGGGAUAAGGUUCUAGCCAACCCUGAUCAUGCAAUGGUUUGGCAUCAGAUAAAAGCAGGAUCUUUCCAGUUUAAUGAAGAGAUGAUAGAGACUCUAUUUGGUGCUCAAGAAAAAAAAGACAAAGAUACCAAGAAAGACACUUCAGCCAAAAAACCUGCAAGCCUGUUUAUUCAAAUUAUUGAUCCAAAGAAAGCACAAAAUAUAUCAAUUCUCCUAAAAGCUUUAAAUGUUACAACAGAAGAAGUUUGUGAUGCUAUUAAAGAAGGAAACGAACUUCCACCUGAGCUAAUUCAAACUCUGCUGAGGAUGGCCCCGACGUCUGAUGAAGAGCUGAAGCUGAGGCUCUAUACUGGCGAGCUUACUAAACUAGGGCAUGCAGACAAGUUCAUGAAAAUCAUAGUUGAAAUUCCAUUUGCCUUUAAGAGGCUAGAAACACUGCUGUUCAUGUGCACACUUCCGGAGGAGGCAUCAGCGGUUAAAGAGUCGUUUAAAACCCUAGAGGAUGCUUGCACGGAACUGCAGAAUAGCAGGCUGUUUAUGAAACUCCUCGAGGCUGUUCUGAAAACUGGCAAUCGGAUGAACGAUGGGACAUACCGAGGUGGAGCACAAGCAUUCAAACUUGACACGCUACUAAAAUUAGUAGACGUGAAAGGGGUAGAUGGCAAGAUCACGCUCCUGCACUUUGUCGUUCAGGAGAUUAUCCGCACAGAAGGCAUGAGAGCUGUGCGGGCAGCCAAGGAGCUAAGGAGCAUGUCGAGCAUCAAGUCUGAAGAUCUAGUCCAUGAUGUCCCCAACGAUUCCGAGGAGCAUUUAAGAAACAUCGGUCUCCAGGUUGUGUCGGGCCUGGCAACCGAGCUCGAGAAUGUGAGGAGAGCUGCAAUUAUUGAUGCAGAUAACUUGCAAUCAACAGUUGGAAGGCUAGGCCAAGGGCUAUUACAAGCCAAGUCAGUCCUAAACUCAUUAAUCGAUAAUGUACCCCCAGACGACCCGUUCUACCAGACACUGCAGGCUUUCGUGCAGGAUGCCGGGGUUGAAGUCGCAUUUCUGCUCGGGGAGGAGAAGCGCAUAUUUGCCCUCGUUAAGAGCACAUUCGAUUACUUCCAUGGGAAUAACGCCAAGGAUGAAGGUUUAAAGAUUUUCAUUAUAGUUCGCGAUUUCCUAAUUAUACUAGAGAAGGUAUGCAAAGAGAUCAAAGCUGCACAACUGGCAAAGCCAAAGACAUAAUCUCAAUCAUCAUCACCAUCAUCUUUCUGCAACUAUGAGUUAUGGUUCUAGUUCAGACCUCUUUGGUUAUGAAGACUUCUUACUUCUUAGUUGUGUAUAUAGGUAUGCAAAUGAGCAUAUCCUUUGUUUAACAAUCUUUCAAUUUAUUAUGAAAAAAAAAAAUCAAUCUUUGAUUUAAUUUAAA